Drosophila ficusphila is the source of this 988-nucleotide messenger RNA. RefSeq lists its product as uncharacterized. The transcript has a single exon. The record is from RefSeq and is a predicted model, not a curated record. The coding region runs from base 148 to 798 and encodes 216 amino acids. Lineage: Eukaryota; Metazoa; Arthropoda; Insecta; Diptera; Drosophilidae.
AGCGGUGAACUUCAGUCGUAUCAAAAAUUUCGGCAAGUUAAGACCUUCCAUUUUUUGUUUGUAAAAAGCUAUUUUUUCAAAUUUCAAUUUAUAAUUUUUGGUGAGAUAGGUCUUUAAUUUUCAAACCAGAGUUUAUUGACAGAAAACAUGUUUCGAAACUUGUUGAUGCUGAGGAACAAGAUGGCGCUACAGCGGAUUCUGGUUUCCCGGUUGAGCUCGCGUUGCAACAUGUCCACCGGGUUUACGUGCCUCACUAUUAAUCGCCCGAGAAACAUCGACGGAGUGACCGUGAUAGAUAUAAAUAUAAAUGAUAUGGCCAAGAAUGAUAUGGAGUUCAAUCGCAAUUUCGUGAACUCGCUGCCGGCGCUGGACAUACCCCAUUUCCAGGAGGCAAUUCAGACCGUAGGCACGGAUUUGGCUGAUUCACCACCGGCGGAGGAUUCGGUUCCCAAAGACAAUGUAGAGAUUCUGCCUGAAGGAGCACCCAGCUCUGUUCUAGAUGUGGACGGCAAUCCCAUUGUGCCCAUCGAGAUCGAUGGCUGGAAUCAGGAAGACGAUGAUCCCACCGUGCAGAAGAACGUCAAGGACGUGGACAUUGGCAAUGAUGAUGAGUACAAGGCAGAGAUGGCUCUACGAGUGCCAGAGGUUAGGGAAGCCCAAACAGAGUACAAGGGCAUCAAGGUGAAGCUGCCGGAGACGGCCAACCAGGAUGUGGGCACAUAUCGCUUCCGUCGCGACUCCCAGGACCUCGAGGAAGUCGGCGACGACACGCGCCUAGUUCGAUUCGACAAAAAGUAGAUAAAACAUUAAUAUUCUUCCAAAUUUUUUCGAUCAUUUUUAAGUUAAUUUAAUGCUGUCAAAAUCUUUCUGGAUGUACUAGUCGAUACCUUCUCCAACCUUUUUUUUAAUGUGGGAGUCGCUAUGAUUUGGCAAUUUCUUAAGCGUACCUGGAAUUAAACUUGAAGCACAGACAUGCGUUUGCACAAUA